UACCAAAAAAGAAGAUAAAGUAACUUUGGUCCACCAUUUUUUCAAUUAUAUCUCUUUCACUUUCCUGUUUUAAUCACCAUCAUAUCCAUUUCUCUUUAUUUUACAUGCCAAGAACUUGUGAACACAUUGAAAUUGAAGAGUAGAUACACUUAUCUUUGAGUUGAUAAAGAAAACAUGGCAAGAAUAAUAGCUUUGUUUGUUCUUUGCUCAGUAUUAUUUGCUUCUAUUAAUGCUAUAAGUGCCAAUUUCAUGGACACUUUCCUUGUGGUUGGCAAAGUUUAUUGCGACACUUGCCGUUGUGGCUUUGAGACCUCUGCCUCCAAGUAUCUUCCUGGGUCGAGGGUUAGAAUUGAGUGCAAGAAAAGGGAUACUAACGAUUUGGCAUACACAGUAGAAGGUGUAACAAACUCUAAAGGAGAAUACAAGAUCCUUGUGAACAGUGACCGCGGCGAUGAAUUUUGCGAUGUGGUCCUUAUUAGAAGCUCCGAUCCUACAUGUGAUGAACCCAACAAGGGCCGAGAUCGCGCCCGCGUUGUCCUCACUCGCAACAAUGGCAUGGUCUCUAAAACUAUCUUAGCUAAUUCCAUGGGGUUCCUUACUAACGAGCCUCUGGCUAGUUGCACAAAAAUCCUUCAGCAGUUUUCGGAAGACCAAUUUUAAAGGGUUUAAAACAUUAUUAUUAUUUUUAUUAUUAUUAAAUGACGAUUAUUUUGUCAAAAUUGAUGCAUGUUCGUGUUUGAUUUAAUAGAUGUGUUAUGUGUAAUGUCUUUUGAAGUUAAACGAGUUAUUGUUUUAAUGGCUUAGCUUGUUAAGUUCCUUUAUCUGAAAUGUUAAUGUUAAUAGAGUUUCAAAUUACAGUGUGUA
This is a messenger RNA of Capsicum annuum, 864 nucleotides long. RefSeq names its product major pollen allergen Lol p 11. The transcript has 2 exons. NCBI's taxonomy places the organism in Eukaryota, Viridiplantae, Streptophyta, Magnoliopsida, Solanales, Solanaceae. The coding region runs from base 175 to 660 and encodes 161 amino acids. The record is from RefSeq and is a predicted model, not a curated record.